AUGGCCAGCUCGAGCUUCGCGUGCCUCUUGCUCUUCGCCCUCCUGGCCUCCUCCGCCCUCGCUCAGUCCCCGGCGCCUUCCCCGUCGAAGUCCCCCGCCGCCGCCCCGACCAAGUCCCCGCCGUCGGCCGCCCCGGCCCCGUCCCCGGUGGCGACCCCACCGUCCCCCACGCCGGCCCCCACGCCCUCCCACGUCUCCACGCCGGCCCCUGCCCCCGCGCCCUCGACCCCGAAGGUCCCGUCUCCGUCCCCGUCCUCCGGCGCGUCCCCUGGCGCGUCCCCGCCGGCUCCUCCGGCCUCUGGGCCCGGAGGGGCUACCCCGCCUGCCCCUGCUGCCUCCACGCCGGGCACGCCUAGCAACAACGGCCCGGCCUCUCUGGACAGAGUCGCGAUCGCCGGAUCCAUGGCCGCCGCGGUGGUGGCCGGCGCGCUGUUGAUGUAG
Molecule: messenger RNA, 441 nt
Organism: Eucalyptus grandis
Lineage: Eukaryota; Viridiplantae; Streptophyta; Magnoliopsida; Myrtales; Myrtaceae
Product: classical arabinogalactan protein 10
Exons: 1
Coding region: 1-441 (146 amino acids)
Source: RefSeq, a predicted model, not a curated record